Thlaspi arvense is the source of this 1719-nucleotide messenger RNA. The record is from the annotation of a GenBank genome assembly. NCBI's taxonomy places the organism in Eukaryota, Viridiplantae, Streptophyta, Magnoliopsida, Brassicales, Brassicaceae.
AUGAAGAUACGACUCCUAUUUAAUCACGCCAUCACUUGCAUUGGUAAAAAAUAUCUGAAAACAACAAGAAGUAGUCAAAUAUCAAAUAUGGAUCUCUUCUUGAUUAUAGCCGCCGUGGUAGCCGCCAUAGUAGCCUUCUUAUUCCUCUAUAAAACCACCAGGAAAUCUCUCCGGCUGCCUCCCGGCCCAAGAGGUCUUCCAAUAAUUGGAAACCUCCAUCAGAUGGAGAAAUUCAAUCCUCAACACUUCCUUUUCCGCCUCUCCAAGCUUUAUGGCCCAAUCUUUACAAUGAAAAUGGGAAGCCGUCGCCUGGUGGUGAUCUCCUCCGCUGAGCUAGCCAUGGAGCUCCUCAAAACCCAAGACCUCAAUUUCACUGCUCGUCCUCUCCUGAAAGGGCAACAAACGAUGUCAUAUCAAGGCCGUGAUCUUGGUUUUGGACAGUACACAGCGUACUACCGUGAGAUGAGGAAGAUAUGUAUGGUGAAACUCUUCAGCCCAAACCGAGUAGCAAGUUUCCGACCCGUUAGAGAAGAAGAGUGCCAACGGAUGAUGGACAAGAUUUACAAAGCCGUCGAACAAUCAAGGGCCGUUGAUUUAAGUGAGCUUCUCUUGUCCUUCACUAACUGUGUUGUCUGUAGACAAGCUUUUGGGAAGCGCUACAACGAGUAUGGGACCGAGAUGAAGAGAUUCAUUAGCAUCUUAUACGAGACUCAAGCUCUUUUGGGCACUCUAUUUUUCUCCGACCUUUUCCCUUAUUUUGGAUUUCUUGACAACCUCACUGGUCUCAGUGCACGUCUCAAGAAAGCUUUCAAGGAGCUCGAUGCUUACCUUCAAGAACUCCUCGAUGAGACUCUUGAUCCUAACCGCCCUAAACCCGAGAGAGAGAGUUUCAUUGAUCUUUUGAUGGUGAUCCACAAAGACCAACCUUUCUCCGUCAAAUUCACCCACGAAAAUGUCAAGGCCAUGAUAUUUGAUAUUGUUGUGCCGGGAACAGACACGGCGGCUGCGGUGGUGGUAUGGGCCAUGACUUACCUCAUUAAGUACCCUGAAGUGAUGAAGAAAGCUCAAGAAGAAGUGAGGAAUGUGGUAAGCGACAAAGGAUUUGUCACGGAAGAAGACAUACCUAAUCUCCCUUAUCUAAAGGCCGUUAUCAAGGAGUCUCUCCGGCUCGAACCAGUCAUCCCCAUUCUUUUACACAGAGAAACCAUUGCAGAUGCAAAGAUCGGUGGCUAUGAUAUUCAGGCGAAGACCAUCAUUCAGGUGAACACGUGGGCAGUUUCUCGUGACACAGCCGCAUGGGGAGACAAGCCUAAUGAAUUCAUUCCAGAGAGGUUCAUGAACGAGUACAAAGGAGUUGACUUCAAGGGGCAAGAUUUUGAGCUCCUACCUUUCGGUUCAGGCCGGAGAAUGUGCCCGGCGAUGCAUCUUGGGGUCGCAACUGUAGAGAUUCCUUUAGCUAACCUUCUCUACAGAUUCGACUGGAGUUUACCUAAAGGGAUAAAACCGGAAGAUAUAAAGAUGGACGUCAUGACAGGACUCGCUAUGCACAAGAAAGACCACCUUGUCCUUGAACCAAGGACCAACAUUUGAUCAAGCACGAUUGACAAUGGCUGUUUUUCAGUGAACGACAACAUUUUCAUUUUAAUGUGUUAACUAAUAAUGUAUUUUCAUAUGUCCCUCCGUUUUCAUUUGUCUCUUUGUCGCUUGUUUCUAACACGG